Messenger RNA from Oreochromis aureus, 880 nucleotides. RefSeq lists its product as uncharacterized. Gene Ontology annotation, cellular component: plasma membrane. Lineage: Eukaryota; Metazoa; Chordata; Actinopteri; Cichliformes; Cichlidae. Gene Ontology annotation, molecular function: calcium ion binding. Gene Ontology annotation, biological process: homophilic cell-cell adhesion. The record is from RefSeq and is a predicted model, not a curated record.
AGCGGCAUAAUGGAGCAUUUCUCUUUAAAAAUAUCACAAUCGCCUUGAUUUUUGUCACAUCCUAUCAUCUACCGCUGGGAACGGAUUUGUGGAUAUAUUAUUUGCUAUAUUCCGGCGGAAGUAUGCAUUUAACGACGAGAAGAAGCGCUAUUGUCACAUUUCUUUUGAUUAUGCUCUUGGCUCAUUAUUGGGAAGCGGCGGCUGCACAUCUCUCCUAUUCCGUCUCAGAGGAGGUGAAUCCGGGGACUAAUGUCGGAAAUAUCGCCAAGGAUCUAAACCUUAACGUGCAGGAGUUGGUCUCCCGUUUGUUUCAGAUCGUUGCAUCUAAAAAGAAAUACUUUGACGUAAAUCUAAAGACCGGAUUUCUGUAUGUCAGUGAGAGGAUAGAUCGAGAGGAGGUUUGUACAGAUGAGCCCAAAUGCACGGUUAACGUAGAGGCUGUGAUAAACAAUCCGCUAAAGCUUUACCGCGUGGAGAUAGAAAUUAGAGAUGUGAACGACCACUCUCCAUCCUUUAACACGAAAUCUCAAAUACUGGAAAUUGCAGAGAACACACUGCCUGGGUUUAGAUUUGCGCUAUCGGAGGCAAGCGACGCUGACGUGGGUAAAAACAGUGUUAGUGCAUAUAAGCUGAGUACUAAUGAAUAUUUCAGUCUUGCCACACAUAAAAGAGGAAAGAGCAUAUCUCCGGAGUUAGUGCUGCAGAAAGCCCUGGAUCGUGAGAACAAGCAAGUAUACAGCUUUUGUUAACUGCAAUAGACGGAGGGUCUCCACCAAACACGGGGACAUCAGAAAUUGAAGUACGUGUGUUAGACAUUAAUGAUAACGCACCAGUGUUCAGUAGUACUCUUUACAAAAUUAAAACACUGGAAAAUAGCCCG